This is a messenger RNA of Halichondria panicea, 1574 nucleotides long. RefSeq names its product histone deacetylase 3-like. Lineage: Eukaryota; Metazoa; Porifera; Demospongiae; Suberitida; Halichondriidae. The transcript is spliced from 13 exons. Gene Ontology annotation, cellular component: nucleus. The coding region runs from base 162 to 1451 and encodes 429 amino acids. Gene Ontology annotation, molecular function: histone deacetylase activity. The record is from RefSeq and is a predicted model, not a curated record.
AAUUUAUAAGUUUGCAGCCAGUGCAGUCAUCAGUACGCAGACAUCUUUUAAUACUAAAUCAAGAAGGAACGGUAGAAUUAUAUUGUAUGUUCAAUAUAGCCGGCCAAUGACAAGUAGUUAACAUAUAGAUCUACAAUUAUUUACACACGUACACCACAACGAUGGCAUCAAAAAAGAAAAUUGCUUACUUUUAUGAUCCGGACGUUGGAAAUUUUCAUUACGGUCAAGGCCACCCCAUGAAGCCUCACCGCCUCUCCCUCACACACUCCCUCGUGCUCAACUAUGGCCUAUACAAACAGAUGGAGGUCUAUCGUCCGUAUCGUGCCUCACACCAUGACAUGUGCCGCUUCCAUGCCGAUGACUACAUCGACUUCUUGCAGAGAGUGACUCCUCAGAAUAUCUCGGGCUUCACUACCAGCCUCAGUCGGUUCAAUGUUGGGGACGACUGUCCUGUGUUCCCUGGUCUGUACGACUUCUGCUCCAUCUACACUGGAGCCUCUCUAGAGGGUGCGGCCAAACUCAACAGCGAGACAUGUGACUUGGCCAUAAACUGGGCGGGGGGUCUGCACCAUGCCAAAAAGUUCGAAGCGUCUGGUUUCUGUUAUGUCAACGAUAUAGUCAUUGCUAUUCUAGAACUGCUGAAGUAUCACCCGCGUGUGCUUUACAUAGACAUUGAUAUUCACCAUGGCGACGGUGUACAGGAGGCGUUCUAUCUCACCGAUCGUGUCAUGACCGUCUCAUUCCACAAGUUUGGAAAUUUCUUCUUCCCAGGAACAGGUGACAUGUACGAGAUAGGGGCGGAGAAAGGCAAGUACUAUUCUGUCAACGUGCCACUCAGGGACGGCAUUGACGAUCAGAGCUAUGUGAACCUGUUUGUCCCCACGAUACAAGCAGUGAUGGACCACUAUCGACCCACCUGUAUUGUACUCCAGUGUGGGGCAGACUCACUCGGCUGUGACAGGCUGGGCUGCUUCAACCUCAGCAUUAAAGCACACGGAGAGUGUGUUCGUUUUGUCAAGAGCUUCAACGUGCCCACUCUGGUGUUGGGGGGAGGUGGGUACACGGUGCGUAACGUGGCAAGGUGUUGGACCUACGAGACAUCACUCCUUCUAGACACUGACAUCAGCAACGAGCUCCCCUACAGUGAAUACUUUGAGUACUUUGCCCCGGACUUCACCCUCCACCCUGAUGUGAGUACUAAGAUCGAGAACCAGAACUCUAGACAAUAUCUGGAGCAGAUUAAGUCCUCUGUGGCGGAGAACCUCAGGGUACUGCCACAUGCACCCAGCGUGCAAAUGCAGCAGGUCCCACCAGACAUGCUGAGUAUGGAGGUAACCACGGAGACCAAUCCUGACGAGCGAGAGACACAAAGAGACCUAGAUUCAAGGAUUGAGCACCCGGCAGAAUUUAUGGACCCCCCACCUUUACCCACUUCCAUGGAGUCAACUUAACCCCUAGCUCUUAGCUGGCUUCAUGACUAUAUAACUUUUAACACCCACUCACGUAAAAGUAUUAAUUAAUUUUAUGGUGUUGUUUCUUGUAAAGAAUUCAUCUUUCACAAAAUUAUAAUAUAA